AUGAAUAGCAGGCUGCAUCUGCUGGCUGUGCCCUUGCUCAGCCUGUUCAUGGGCUAUGUAGCAAGCCUAGAAGAGGAUUGUGUCGACUUCCAAGGAAACUCCGUCGCACACGGUCUACUCUACGUACCUGGACCGGGGGUGUGCAGCUUGUGUGUGUGCUACCACUCUGAGCCGCUAUGGUGCAAAGCAAUAUACUGUGAUCCACCCUAUUUCUGUAAAAAAUUUCGUGUAGGUGAACGAUGCUGUGAAUUUGAAUGUCUAGAUCCGCCCGGUGAGGACGACAUGUAUCAGGAACGACUACGGAAGCGGGCAGAGAUUCUGGCCGGGAAUGGGGCCAACCAACUAUCACGAUCCGGCGAUUGGUUCUGGUCACCGGUGAGCAGAGCAACCGCAGCCGGUCUACUACUGCUAGCGUUAGUGCAGAGCGUUACGCAAAGGUUGCUUCUGCUGCCGUCAUAG
This is a messenger RNA of Anopheles marshallii, 459 nucleotides long. RefSeq lists its product as uncharacterized. Gene Ontology annotation, cellular component: membrane. The transcript has 4 exons. The record is from RefSeq and is a predicted model, not a curated record. Lineage: Eukaryota; Metazoa; Arthropoda; Insecta; Diptera; Culicidae. The coding region runs from base 1 to 459 and encodes 152 amino acids.